AUCAGUCAUGUAUAACCUCGUUCUCAUGUUCACUCUGUUCGUCUUUAUUCGUUUAAUAUCCCAGUUAGCAAAAUGUUAGCAGAUUGGCAUCAGAUUCAUCAGAAACCCACACCAUAGCCAUCUGCGUCCGCAUUUGGCUCUUGUUUGGGCAACAGAAGGCUUGUUUUCUGUUGCUACACUGGUGAACUAAAUUGGAGUAAGACAGGUAUAGGUUUUUCAUUCGAGCUUAUUGCACUAGUUCACCAGUGCAGCAAUAGAAAAACAAGCCUAGAGUCUGUAAAACACACGCUGUCGACAGAUUGUUGGUAGAAACCGAGCAGGUCCAGUUAUGUCAGUAGAUUUCAUUGUAUUUCUGCUGACAUACUGGCAACAUGUCGAAUAUAUCAGUUCCUGCAUGCAGUCUGUAGUCUUUCUGCCUUCAAAAUUUAUAGUGCGCAUUUGACGAAAUCUGUUAUGACAGAUUUGACUAUCUGGGAGGAGGAGAAGAGAGAAAUACCGUCGACGUUAAGAAAGCUCUUAGCGGUUGAUGCUUAUUUGACUAACGUGUUCGUUAACUGGGCGGAGCAGGUUUCACUUUUGAGACAACUAAAAGCAUACCACCGGGCCUUAGACAUAUCCUGCCAUAGCGUAGCGUGGCUAGUAACUGAUCUUAUGUUGAUCUGGGUUUUUAACAACUCAAAUUUAUAUCAGAUACAAGUUAAUCUUUUAAUAGGUCUGAUGCUUGAUAUUAUUUUAGUUGUUAUACUAAAAGCAAUAGCAAGAAGGAGACGACCUACAAUUGAUGGCAAUCUUGUUCCCGAGAAAGAUUCUUUUCCUUCCGGUCACUCGACUCGUACAGCAUUUAUCACAUAUUUUUUUAUUAAUCUAUGCCAUGUACCCGUAAUAUGUAUAGUAUUUUUGUUAGCAUGGUCCUUUUCGGUAUGCGUGUCUAGAUUGUUGGUGAGGAAACAAUAUAUAAUCGACAUUUUAGCAGGAAUAGUUUUUGGCAUAUUCCAAGGUUUGCUAGUAGGAUACGUAUACCUGGAGCAAGAGACUUGCGCGAGUUUAGUUUGGUGGAUUACAGAGGAAAAAAUAUCCGGAGCUGAAUACGAUGUUUGAAUAUAUUGUUAUUGCUUAUGCAAAAUAAAUAAUACACUUUGUUUUUGUUUUUAUCGAGGCUAUGGUUAUAAUAAUUUGCAAAAUAUGGAAUAAAUAUUUUUAAUAAAUGGAAAAUAUUUAAAUAUCACGAAUGAAGGCUGAAAUUUCGCCCAGGGAUAGUAAAAGAUUGGUUGAAACGUUUAUUGUUCCAUUUUAAAAAGUGGAGGUGACCUUCAUAUUUGUUUUGGCGCCUCCACCUAGAAAAAAAACCGGCCAAAAUACGUGCCUCUCGAAAUCCUAAACUUUUGGCUGAAACAUGUUUUUUUAUUUUGCCUUAGAUAUUUAGGCGUCGCUCAAUUUAUUCAAAAGUAAAUGAUAGACACGACAAGUCAAUUGAAAGGAAAGCAUUACAAAUAUUUUUUUUAUUAUAUAGCAAAAUCGUUUUGAAACGAGUAUUUUUUUUAACAUUGCCCUUCUUUAUUUCUUGUGCUCUUUAUUUCCUUCUUGAUUAACAAAAUCGUUCAUUUUUUUUUACAUAUCUGCAUUUCUCAAGUUCUUUUUUUCCAUAUUACCAGCACAUUUUAUAUGGUACCUAUUCUGUGAACAGAUUAUAUAAAAUUCUCGUAAUC
Molecule: messenger RNA, 1706 nt
Organism: Vollenhovia emeryi
Lineage: Eukaryota; Metazoa; Arthropoda; Insecta; Hymenoptera; Formicidae
Product: presqualene diphosphate phosphatase-like
Exons: 4
Coding region: 454-1098 (214 amino acids)
Molecular function (GO): sphingosine-1-phosphate phosphatase activity
Source: RefSeq, a predicted model, not a curated record